GACUUCUAUGUAGACGAGGCUUUAUGGUACAGCGACCUAACCUAAUAUCGGUCAGGCCGGUUAAGCGUAUUUGUAAUAUCAAUUUGUAAUGUCCAGCGGGGUAUAAUUUUAUUUAAUUCACGUUGAAGCGUUCUAAAAAUCCUGUAAAAAAAAUAUUUACCUAAUGGCGAGAUUUAAUAAUCGAACGGGAUAAGGACGAAAUGUAAUCUCUUUAUUUCGUUGCGUAUCCGCUAAGUUUUGUGUACAUUUGUUGUGAGUUGUAAGUUUCUGUAAUUUGAGAGAGAAACCAGCGCCCUGAUAACAGCACUCUAAAAAGAAUACCAUAAUGGAAAACUAAGAAACGAUAUUGAGAAACAGACAGACAGGGAUGUCUGGAUAUUUCUGUAAUUAUAAAACAAGUAUAGAAAUGUCCAGAAAAUCUAUAAUUGCCUGCGAGUUACAAAAAAAUGGCUUACAUCCUGAGCAGAAGUCCCGUUUUGUGCCGAUCCGCUUUUCGCAAGAAUGUAAUCUGUGGCCCGGUCAAUAAAAUCAUACUUGCGAAAAGUAUGGUAAAUCUUCCCAACAGGACGAAUGUCUGGGCAGAGAAGAAAUUCAAACUUCAGGACAACAUAAGUAACGCUUAUCGGCUUGUAUACAGGGAAGAAAGUGUUAUCAAUGGUACAUGUUUUGCAGCGUAUCACAUUGGGUAUAUAGGUCUUGCUCUUAGUACGUUUUUCCUGGGAUAUCUAAUCCUCGUGAAACCGCCGUUACCGGAGAAUAGACUAAUGGAGGAUGCAUUAGAUGAAGGAGUGGUAAAGCCUUUGACGAACGUGGGAAGGGUAGUCACCUUGUUUAUUAGUUUCGUCGUAUCCGUCGUACUGAUCGUAAGCAGCAGAGCAUUCCCGUUUAGAAUUUAUCACAACCCUGCGGAGAAAAUGUACAAGGCCGUGUUUGUCAGUAGAAUAUUCGGCAAGAAACAAAUAGAAACGUUUGGCGACGGUACUGUCGUGUCUGUAUUUGAUAGCCGUAGAUCUCUGGGAGAUAUAUUAUUUUAUAUUAAUCGCCGUCUUGUUAUACUUGACGCAGAAUGUUUUCCGGCGCCGUACGUACGUGAGCAAAUGAUUCGCAAAACCGAAUCGAACUGAACGUUGGUAUAUUUAUGUAUCAUUGCUAUCAUUUAUCGUACAGACACUUGUAUCAUAUUGCUCAUUUCAUUCAUUAGAUGUAGUCAGCAAGACUAUAUAUUUUUCGCAAAAUAACACAUUAAAUUUGUAUAUUGUAAAUAUAUAUACUAUACAGUA
Molecule: messenger RNA, 1280 nt
Organism: Vollenhovia emeryi
Lineage: Eukaryota; Metazoa; Arthropoda; Insecta; Hymenoptera; Formicidae
Exons: 3
Coding region: 447-1124 (225 amino acids)
Source: RefSeq, a predicted model, not a curated record